This is a messenger RNA of Vespa velutina, 2314 nucleotides long. RefSeq lists its product as uncharacterized. Gene Ontology annotation, cellular component: synaptic vesicle membrane; axon; dense core granule. The transcript is spliced from 5 exons. The record is from RefSeq and is a predicted model, not a curated record. Gene Ontology annotation, molecular function: clathrin binding; phosphatidylserine binding; calcium-dependent phospholipid binding. The coding region runs from base 773 to 2002 and encodes 409 amino acids. Lineage: Eukaryota; Metazoa; Arthropoda; Insecta; Hymenoptera; Vespidae. Gene Ontology annotation, biological process: cellular response to calcium ion; calcium ion-regulated exocytosis of neurotransmitter; regulation of calcium ion-dependent exocytosis.
UCAACUCGGGCCGCAUACCACGGUGGCGCGUCUUUCUCGAACGUGGCCAGUAAAACACGUAAUUGCUUUCAAUUCGAUCCACGCGCACGUUUCAUAUUCUCGUCAUAUUCGUUAUCAGUGUAUUAACGAAAUUUCUUGAAGAGUGCUCUGUGACAUUUGUGUUUGUCGUGUUCUAAAGCUAGCCAGCUAAGCAAACGAUCGAACAAGUAACCACGAUGUUCAAAGAUCUUAAGCGUGGCUUUGAAAUCCGAACGAUCGUUCGUAGAUCGGAUCAGAGUGGCCGAUGAAAGAAGAAGAAGAUCGUUGAAAUACUUUGGUAUAUCAGGUGGUCAGAAAAUAAUCAUGGAGAGUGUCCUCGAAUAACCUUGAAGAUUUUACACCUAUGAUCAAUACCUGUACGACGGUCUUAAAACUUGCUCUAGAUAAUUUCUUCCUUCUCUUUCUCUUUCUAUUACGUUAACUUAACGAACGAAAGAAACUACGUCUUUCGUAGCGAGUCGCUUGGCAACUUAAAUGAUACGUUUACAACGAUCAAUUUCGUCGAUCCUCUUGAUCUUUGAGAUUGUCGAUGAUCGCGGAGAACAACGCCGGAUGUCUAUCUUCGGUAGUAGACCGUUAUCUGAACGAGCAAUCGUUGAGACUCGAUAAGAGUUAAUAACGAUUUAAAAAGAAAAAGAGAAAGAGAGAGAGAGAGAGAGAGAGAGAGAGAGAGAGAGAAAGAGAGAAGGAAAAAAAAAUUUCAUUAUAUCGAGCUCUUUACGAAAGAAGCAGUAUGGCCUUGGCAAAGAUCAGGAGUUUUAUCGACAAUGGCUUGAAAACUGUGUCGACGCCUUUGGAUCGUACCGUCAACUUAGAACCGGAAGUAGGCGUCAGAAUCAUCCAUUCGCCAAAUGAAAAAACUCUCUGCGUAACAGUCAUUGGUGCAAGACACUUACCGCAAAAUUUUGGCUUCACCAGAGUCAACAGUUACGUCGUCAAGGUGAAGCUAAUACCAAGUAAAGAAAAAUUCGAGACAACCUCGAAAAACGAAUCGUGGCCUCAAUGGAACGAGGAAUUCACUUUUCAUUUACGAAAAGAGACAAAGAUCAAGUUCGGUAAGUCGAAGGUCGUAGAGGAAGAAAUAAAUGGCUCGAAAUUCAUCGUAGUCACGCUCUAUGCCGUUCUCGAAGACAAACCGUUGAUAGCAACGGAAAAGAAAGAAGCUGAUAAAGAGAAAAAUUCGUCACCUGCUAAAGACAGCGGAAAAAAGGGUGGUAAAAAGGGACAGGAGGGAUCAUCGAAUGAUCAUCAGGAUUCCUCUAAGAGUAAGAUAUUUGGUCAGUUUUUUAGUACAGGACAGGAUAAAAAUUCAGACGCUCAAAUCAGCGAAAGGAAAAUCUUCGACAAAAGACGAACCGUCGGUGCAACCACGAUAUCUCUAGAUUUGAAAAACUUCAUAAUAAAACCACCAAAAUCGAAGCACGCCAGUGACGUAUCAACUGGUGACUUGUGGAAACCUCUCAGACCGAUUAGCAGUGGCAUUUCUAUUACCGACGAUAAAAAAGAAAAUAAAAAGGGCAAAAUCGAGUUGUCCCUUUGCCUUGAAAAAACAGAUAAAAAGGAUGAUAACUGUGGACUCCUCGUGUUAUGUCUUCAUCGUCUGAGAUGUUCACUACAGACAAUGCACGAACACGAAAUAUUGAAGGGACAGAUGUACCUGAAAAUGUCGGUCAUUGAGAGCGGCAGGAUAACACAUUUUUGGAAGAGCGAUCGUUUUGCACCUUGCGUUUCGAUGAAAUUUUCACCCGACAUGGCUAGGGUCGCCGCAGAAAAUCCUUAUCAGGGUGCUCUCAAGGAUGUGAGCUUCGUCAUAAAAUACGUCUCGAAAAAUAAAAUGGGUAAGAAAACGACAGUCGGUCAUUUUGCUAUCGGACCCGACGUUGGUGGUCCUUAUGGUGAACAAUGGAAACAGGCUCUGGCAAAACCAGGACAGCAGAUAACGAAAUGGCAAUCAUUCGAGUAAUAAUGCAUUCGUCCGAAUAUAACUUUUUUUCGUUCCGUUAUGUUCUCACUUGCCGGAGAUAAAUUUUCUUUUGGUAUUCGUAGGAAAAAAAAAAGAAAAAAAAAAAAAAAAAAAAAAAAAAAGAAGAAUUGUCGAUAUAACCGAUACGAAUACAAAAUGUCUAGUUUAGUAUACUGAAAAUAUUAACCGUCCACUAAAAAUAUAAUGUUUAAUAAAAAGAAUUAGAUUAAGUUUGUUCUGGUGAUAGUAAACGCUGACUGAUAUAUUUUCUACAGAAAUCAGAAUUUAAAUAAUAGAAUACUCUUGCUGUGA